This is a messenger RNA of Penicillium lagena, 4587 nucleotides long. RefSeq names its product E3 ubiquitin-protein ligase SSM4. Lineage: Eukaryota; Fungi; Ascomycota; Eurotiomycetes; Eurotiales; Aspergillaceae. Gene Ontology annotation, molecular function: zinc ion binding. Bases 1 to 4587 code for a protein of 1528 amino acids. The record is from RefSeq and is a predicted model, not a curated record. The transcript is spliced from 2 exons. Gene Ontology annotation, cellular component: endoplasmic reticulum membrane.
AUGGACAUGGCCGACAGCCAGGGCCGCCGCCUUGCGGUCUCGGCUGGGUUUCCUGACCUGAUGAACGACCCAGCCUACGAUCCACGGGACAAGGGCAUGGAGGACCAGGACACCUGCCGCAUCUGCCAUGGCGAAGCCACCGAGGAAGAGCCGUUGUUCUACCCGUGCAAGUGCAGUGGCAGCAUCAAAUUCGUGCACCAACUGUGCCUGGUCGAAUGGCUAUCACAUUCCCAGAAGAAACACUGCGAGCUCUGCAAAACGCCCUUCCGUUUCACCAAGCUCUACGACCCGAAUAUGCCCCAGAGCCUACCGGCCCCUCUUUUCCUGCGACAGGCCUUUAUCCAGAGCUUUCGGACCCUUGUGACGUGGCUACGCUUCCUCCUCGUGGCAUUUGUGUGGCUGGCGUGGCUGCCGUGGUCGAUGCGUGCGAUCUGGCGAGCGCUGUUCUGGCUUGCUGAUGGCCGCUGGUCAGGCACUGAGACUGGUCAGCGCCAGGUGAUGCGAACUUUCCAGGAUGGCGCUACUCAAUUGAUCACAUACGCUGUCAAUGAGAUCCUUACCGACUCCGCCGGAUCAACAUACACGACCAAGUACGCGGGAACGUCGACCAUCACCCAUGCCGCAUCAUCUGCUGCUAGCGCUGUCCCCCAAGCGCAGUCAUCUAUGCCGAGUGUCACCGCAGGCGAGCCUUUCAUGCUCACCAUAAUCAAAAAAAUCAUUCCCGCCCUACUCAUACCUGGUUUCACCUCGACCGGAGGCCAAGGCGAUUCUAGCUCAGGUAACGCAACAACCAACCUGGUCAAACCUCGACAUCCAUCUUGGCUCUCGGAUGUGAAAUUCCUGAAUUCCUUGACUCCUUACCCUACCAUCAACAACAUGAUCAUCGACACCCUGGAAGGCCAAUUGAUCACGCUGCUCGUGGUGGUUGCAUUCAUCCUACUCUUCCUCAUCCGCGAGUGGGUUGUCCAACAGCAGCCCAUGGCGAACAUUGCAGAUGGAGAGCGCGAGGCCGCUGUCAACCUGAUUGCUAACAACCGCCCUGAGGAUGAACAGGACGCAGAAGGGAUUCCCCGACCCCUGUUCGGUCAACACGCCGAAAACCAUGUAAAUCAAGAACAUGGCGUUCACGGCCAUGACCCAGAUGACGACGCCCGCGCGCAUUCUCCGGCCCCCUCAUGGAGUGAUGCAGAGAGUGAUUCCAAUGCCUCGUCUGCAGCUCAUUCUGAAGGUGAUCCGUUCGGUGCCCGUGUCCCUGACUCUCGUCCGGGUUCUCACACUGGGCGAGUAAGUCACGUCCGAGAGAUUUAUGCCCGAGCCAACGGCAAUCGUGAUGAAAUGUUUCGAAUUCUUCAGGAGGAAGGUCUAGAGGAUGAGCUGGGCUGGCUCGUGGACGCGCUGACACCAACACCACUGACCCAGGCAUCACCGCUGGCUGGACAGCCAUCGUUUCAAGCGGCAGAGUCUAGCACUCGUGCACCUGAAAAUGUCGACAAUGAACACGCAGAGCCGUCUGGUCCCUCCAACAGUGACAAUACUGGCCCGACGCAGCCCACCGAUGCUCACGACGACCAGCAACCGGUCACCAAUAACGAAGCAGCCGCUGCAAACACCUCAGCUACCGAGAACCGCGAGACAGAUACUCCUCACCAUCCACAGGGGGCUGUGGAGCGGCUCUUUGAUUGGUUCUGGGGGGAUAUUACUCCGGUCAAUCAUGAUGCAUUAGAACCAGUGCCGGAAGAUGACGAACAGAUCGUCCAAGACCCAGCAUUGGAGGAUCCCUUUGUGCCCCUGCAACCCCGCGCCGAAGACGCACAGGCCGACGGUGACAUUGCGGCCGCUGGAGACGCUGGUAUGGAUGCCAAUGAUAUGGAUGCCAUCGAAGGCGACGAUUUCGAAGGCAUCAUGGACCUCAUUGGCAUGCAAGGUCCCAUCUUCGGGCUGUUGCAAAACGGUGUCUUCUGUGCGCUUCUGAUAGCCUUCACUGUAGCCCUGGGAAUCUGGCUGCCGUACCUGUGGGGUAAGAUCGCUCUCGUUCUCCUGGCCAAUCCCGUGGAGCUUGUCAUCGGCGUUCCCAUGACCGCUAUCACCGUGGUCGCGGACAUUGCCCUCGACACACUGAUUGGCAGUCUGGGCUACCUGAUGUACGGGCUGAGUUUUGCGCUGAGUCCUUUCGGUGCCGUUAUCCCCAUUGGAAAAUGGAUUCCUCGAGGCAAAUCAAUCACGAGUGCAUCGCUUUCUCUGAUCGACGCCAGCAGCAACCGCUUGCACAAUGUCGUCAAGUCUUUCCUCAUGUUUCACCAGACUGAUAUCCCCAUGUUUUCUAUUCUUUCACACCAAGCGCUCAGGCUUCAUCAAGCCCGCAUGUCUGCGGUAUUCCAAUCGGGUUUGACCUUCAUCAAGUUUAUUGUGCAUGAUCUUCCUCUUCGCCUUGCCACUCUCGGAUUUUCGGGUUCAUUCUCAUUCAACUCGAAUAUGUCUCAGUCUAAGGAGGUUAUUGGGCUAGCAUGGCAACAGCUCAGCAAUCUCACAAAAUCUUCCAUAUCUCGCACAAGUUUCAUGAAUGGAGAUGUGGCCAAGACAGCUGCGGCUACAAUACCCGUUGAUUAUGACUUGGCUGUAUGGGACACCAAAGACCGCAUCAUUGCCAUCUUGAUGGGCUAUCUACUUGCCAGCAUCAUGGGACUCCUCUAUCUUCGGAUUACGGGAUUCUUGUCCGGGGCGAGUCGCGGCCAGCGGAUUGAAGGCAUAUUCGCUGAGAUUCUCCUACAAGCAGGGGGCGUCAUGAAAGUCAUUCUCAUCAUCGGGAUAGAGAUGAUUGUCUUCCCUCUCUACUGCGGCACGCUUCUAGAUGUUGCUCUGCUGCCCCUUUUCUCCAGUGCCACAAUCGCAUCCCGCAUCGCCUUUACUGCCCGAUCCCCGCUCACCUCCCUUUUCGUGCACUGGUUCAUUGGGACUUGCUAUAUGUUUCACUUCGCGCUAUUUGUCUCCAUGUGCCGAAAGAUUCUGCGGAGCGGUGUUCUUUAUUUCAUUCGUGAUCCGGAUGAUCCAACAUUUCAUCCCAUUCGUGAUGUCCUCGAGCGCAGCAUUACUACUCAACUACGCAAGAUCGGGUUUAGUGCCUUAGUUUACGGUGCUUUGGUGAUCGUCUUCCUCGGCGGGGUUGUAUGGGGCCUGCAUUUUGCUGUCGACGGCGUCCUUCCCCUCAAUUGGUCUUCUAGUGCUCCGAUGCUUGAAUUCCCGGUCGAUCUCCUGUUCUACAAUUUUGUCCUGCCACUGGCAGUCCGGUCACUCAAGCCGUCCGACGGACUGCACGAUCUGUAUGACUGGUGGUUCCACAAGUGCGCCCAUUUCUUGCGUCUCAGCAACUUCUUUUUCCCUGAGAGACACCUGGAAGAAGAGGGCCAUCAUGUCCGGCGGUCAUGGUGGGGUGUCUUAGUAGGACGCAAGGGCGACUGGGAAAACCCCGUCAUCGGCGAGGAUCAGCGAGCCGUGGCCGAACAAGAAAAUCGCGACGCUUACUUUGUGCGGGAUGGCAGAUACGUUCGAGCUCCUGCUUCCGAUCAGGUCCGUAUUCCCAAGGGGACACGGGUGUUCGUGGAGGUGACCGAAGAGAAUGAACGGGUCGAUGGCAAGCCUGACCCGGACGAUGGGCUUCAUGGCCGGUCCAGCAACUCGUUCACCCGAGUUUACAUUCCGCCAUUUUUCCGGACUCGCGUUGCUGCCUUUAUUCUUUUGAUCUGGCUGUUCGCCGCCACCACCGGGGUAGGCAUCACCAUUAUCCCGUUGGUCAUUGGCCGCAAGAUCAUCUCAUCCUGCGUGUCGAACCCGGUACCCGUGAACGACGUCUAUGCCUUCUCCUGCGGCCUGUGUGUGGCGGGAGGAGUUGCCUACAUCGCCUUCCACUGUCGCACCAUCCUUGGCCUGCUCCGCGAGCAGGCGGCGACAUUACUUCACAACCCUCGACAGGUUGGACAGGCCCUUGCCGCUGUGACGGCCGAUGCCGCGCGGCUCCUUUACAUCGCAGCCGUGUUUGUCGUUCUCCUCCCGUCUCUAUUUGCGCUCCUCAGCGAGCUGUAUCUUCUCAUCCCGAUGCACACGUUCUUCGACGGUGGCCACUCCCAUGUCGUCCACCUCGUCCAAGACUGGACCCUCGGCGUGCUUUACGUCCAAAUGGCCAUCAAGCUGACCCUAUGGCAUCCCCACUCCUGGGCGGCCGCCAUCCUCAACGGCAUUUUCCAUGACUGUUGGUUCCGACCGAAUGUCACCUUGGCCACCCGCGCCCUGGUCCUCCCAGUCAUUCUCUUCACUGUGGUCGCAACGGCCCUGCCUCUAUCGGUGGGCUUCUGCGUGCGGUGGGCCAUGUUCACCUCCCGCCCUGAGCUCCCGUCGGACAUCUACCGGUACGCGUACCCAGCCACGCUGCUCCUGGGUCUAGCUCUGUGGACCGUGCAUCUGGUCCGGCGCCAAGUGGCUCUCUGGCGCAUCGACAUCCGCGACGAUGUCUACCUCAUCGGGGAGCGCCUGCACAACUUCAGCGAGAAGCGGGCGCGGGAUGUCGGUGUAUCGCGGCGGGUGAUCACCGAGUGA